CGACAGAUCGAAAGACUGGCGUAUUCUUUUUCCAGAAUAGCAGCGUGCAUUCACAGCGACACGCUGAGAACAGGCGCUGGAGGUGGACAUUGUUCCACACGGCUGUGACACCAGUGUGCCUGAGCGAUCGAUUCACAGCAAGCAGCCCAGCAAGCGAAGUCCAACAGCACCGCUCCCCGGUAACGAUAUAGUACAAGGUACGCCUCGCCUCACUCCGCAGUCACAAGCUCAUCAUCACGACUUCCCCCUCCCAUAUUUGUCCUUCUAUUGCAAUCACGAGUGUCUGGCACACUUGCUCAAAUAAUCUCUAAUAGCGGAACGCGACCCCAACCCACAAAACCAGCACAACAUCGACAGACCAUCUUCCUACGCGCCGGCGCAUAUACCUCAGCAGACUUCUAGCCCACACUUCCAACAAUGCCUGUUCUCGACAAAGUCGUCGACCGCGACGGCUCAGGUGGCCUUAUCGGCGGCAUUAUACGCCUUAUCCUACGAUUUUUCCAAUUCGUCCUCGCCAUCACCGUCGCAGGCCUAUACGGAACAGAUCUUCACCAUGGCAGCCAGGCAGGCGUCGCCGCGGACGGCAAGUGGGUGUUCGCCGAGGUCGUGGCUGGCAUGGCAGCAGUGACGGUUCUGGUCUACGGUGCCCUGAAAUUCAUCCCCGGCGAGUUCACCUUCUGGUGGGACUGGAUUCUGUUCAUCCUCUGGACAGCUCUCUUUGGCCUCUUCGGCAAGAUCUACAUCCCAGCCAAUCCUACACCCGAACAGCAUGGCCAACAGCGUAUGAAGAACGCGGUGUGGGUGGACCUGGUGAACAUGCUGUUGUGGUUCAUCACGGCCGUCUGGAUGACCAUCGUAUUCUUCUUCCGUCGUCGGAACAACAGAACGCUCCAUACCGCACGUAGCAAGGUGUAGAGUGGCUUUGAUGGGACUUCGGCGGCGAUGGGGACGAGGAUGGAGAGUGGGCUGGUGCCAAACACUGCGGCGGCCAUGUGUCGUCGGUAUUGAUCGACUCAAAUCUAAUAGCAUGAUUAGUGCCGGCGAGCUCUAGGAAAGCCGCUCGAAGGUUGUGUAGAAUCUGCAACGGAAUGUUGUGACUUCCUGCACUACGCGCUUUGCGCUUACAUUUGCAAUCUCCCGCGUAUGCUGGUCAAGGGCUUUGUAUUGAUAGCACUGUCUGUGAGGUCAUCCCAUAGUUGCGAAUCUUGAGCCAGCUGCAUCG
Molecule: messenger RNA, 1222 nt
Organism: Pseudocercospora fijiensis CIRAD86
Lineage: Eukaryota; Fungi; Ascomycota; Dothideomycetes; Mycosphaerellales; Mycosphaerellaceae
Exons: 2
Coding region: 418-915 (165 amino acids)
Source: RefSeq, a predicted model, not a curated record